UCCUCGAGUUUGGCGCCACCAGAUUCAUCAGGUUUUGUCCUUCCGAUAGCCAACUUGGUGUGGGGAACUUGAGGUGAACGCGAGAACCGAAGAACCGGGAAACUCAUCUGGCCUCUUCAAGAACCUGUUCAAGGGUAUAUUCUGCAUACAUCCAUCAGUUUGUCAAAAGAUCAACGAUGCAUCGUGUAAUUACGCUGCUUUCGAUAGCCGCCCUGUGCAGCGCCUCGAUGCAAUACAUGCCGCCACUAAAGGAGGAGCAUUUAUUCACCGAUCUGCUUCUUCGGGAACUGGUUGACCGUAUGGGAAACGAGUUUAUCGACGUUCCUGAGAACUACAUGGAUUUUCCGUACGGCUCACGAAUGCAGAAUGAUUACGAAAAAGUGAAGGAAAUACCAGGAGAGAUGCCGCUUGACUACGACGGCAUGGACACUCCGAAUCCAAAUCCUAGCAUCCGCGAUCAGGAGUAUUUGCAGCACAGUUCGCUUUGGAGUCAUCAGCGAACCAACGGCAACAACAACGUCAACGACAGGCACAGAAUCCAAGCGGCCGGCUUAAAGGGUGUCAAAGACGAAAAAACUGAGACAAAUUUACCGGCGUACUGCACCCCACCGAACCCAUGCCCCAUUGGCUACACAAGCGAGGACCACUGCAUAACGGAUUUUGAAAACACCGCCGCAUUCAGCCGCGAUUACCAAAGCGCUCAGGACUGUAUGUGUGAUACUGAGCACAUGUUAGAUUGCACUAUUGAAUCUGAAAAUAACAAUGCUCUAUCGAAUGUGCAUAUUUCGAAUUCAGAUUUCGACCAGAUCGUUGAACAAUUUCAGCAUGAAAAUCCAUUUUUCCAAGGAGAAAAGUUACCGAUCGCGGCUAAGAAGGGUAUUAAUGUCGGUUACUAGAUAAUUAUCGACGAUAUCGUCUGAAACUUAAUGUUUUGGGCGCCUUGAACAAAACGUAAUAUCACUAGAUAAAAUUUUUUUGAGCAAUUUAUUGAAAGCGUAUAGCAAAUAGCAAAUUAGUAACAGUAUCAAAAAUCAAGUCAGUGUAUGAAAUUGAUAAGCCAAUGUACACAUUCGAACCAAAUUUCGUACUGAGGAUAUCAUUCUGUUCAACAAACAAUUUUAAAUCUAAUUCUAAUCGAAAUCACGGAGCGACUGGAAUUUUUAAUUAUUUUUAAUUCUCGAAUAACGUGACUCUACUAUAUGUUUUUUAUCGAAGCUGAAAAGCGCUGAAGCCAGCUUUUUUGUUAAGUAUCUCCUAAAUCAUAUAUCAUAUACUAAUAACGGAAAAAUAUCCACAAUAUAAGAGAAUUUAUUGUUUUAUUGAUAGAAUAUAUUUUAUUAUACGUUU
Molecule: messenger RNA, 1347 nt
Organism: Athalia rosae (coleseed sawfly)
Lineage: Eukaryota; Metazoa; Arthropoda; Insecta; Hymenoptera; Athaliidae
Gene: 7B2
Product: neuroendocrine protein 7B2
Exons: 5
Coding region: 177-896 (239 amino acids)
Biological process (GO): regulation of hormone secretion; neuropeptide signaling pathway
Cellular component (GO): secretory granule
Molecular function (GO): enzyme regulator activity
Source: RefSeq, a predicted model, not a curated record